AUGGACAGCUCGUGGGAUCGUGGUCUGGUCAAUGCUGGGCUGCUGAGCCAAGCCGUCCUGUUAGGAGCUACAGUCCUCGUCUUGACUGUUCUUCGACGCCUCUUCUUCUCCCCAAUCAACUCAAUUCCUGGGCCAUUCUUGGCAUCUAUCACACGACUUUGGCAUCUCAAGCAGGUUGCUAGUGGGAAGCAGAAUUUGAGGCUCAUAGAGCAGCAUGACAAGCAUGGGUGCUUCGUGCGGAUGGCACCCAACGAAGUCAGCGUCAGACAUCCAGAUGCUGUCAAGUCUUUACUUUUGACCACUCUCCCAAAAGGCGACUGGUACAAGAUCGUUGCGUUUCCAGAUUAUCGUUUCUUCACGCCUUUCAGUCUAUUGGACCCGAAGGACAAAAAUGAAUGCUCCAAGUACCUUUCGACAGGCUACCUGCAGCACAAUGUCAGCAAGUCUGAGCCAGCGAUGGAUACAAAUAUCUCAAAGCUCAUCGGCUGGAUGGAUAAGUUUGCUGAAGAAAAGAAGCCCAUGGAUUUGGACAAAUUUUUCACUUAUGUCUCCUUCGAUAUUACCGGUGACAUUGUCUUUUCCAAGCCCUUUGGCUUCAUUGACCAGGGAAAGGAUCUCAACAACUCCAUCGCCAUGAACACAGGAUUAGAAAUGUACAUUUCAUUCGUCGGAUACCUACAAUGGCUCCAUGUUAUAUUCGCAAACCCAUUCGUCACCUGGCUUGGCGUUUUGCCUAUGGGCCACCUGUUCGACACGACGAUGAAAGCCCUGAAGGAGCGACAGAAGAAUCCUGACGCCAGGCCCGACCUCGUCAGUCACUGGUUCAAGGGUCUCGAGAAGGCGAAGAAGGACAAAAGCCGGCUGUUUAACCAGCGCUGCCUCGAGUCUUUCGCCACCGCCAACGUCGGUGCGGGCUCUGACACCGUCUCCGCUGGACUGCAGAGCUUCGUAUACCACUUGUUACGUCUUCCGAGUGGGUGGCAGCGCGUGCGGGACGAGAUCCGCGAGGCUCAGAGGCAAGGCCGCUGUGGAGGAGAGGUCGUCUCCUUCAACGAUGCCGCUCAACUGCCAUACCUGCAGGCCAGUAUCAAAGAGGCCAUGCGAGUCCACUCACCGAUAUCAGCGCCAAAGGGAGGCGUCACAAUCGGCGGCACCCACUUCCCUCAAGGCGUGACUCUGACUGUGAAUCCUUCCGUGAUCCACACCUCCAAGGAGAUAUGGGGGCCGGAUGCGCGGGAGUUCAACCCAGACCGGUGGCUGCGGCCGGACGCCGCGGAGAAGGAGAAGUGCUUCAUUCCGUGGGGCGCCGGCUAUGCUUCGUGCCCAGGGCAGCAUGCGGCUCGCCUUCAACUAUCCAAGAUCGCUGCUACUGUCGUGCGAGAUUAUAACAUCAGGCAGGUUGAUCCAAAGGCAGAGUGGACGUGGGGUGCUUGGUUCACCUGCGUGCCACAUGAUUGGCCUGUAUACAUAGAAAAAUGUGUGGACUCUUAG
Molecule: messenger RNA, 1491 nt
Organism: Diaporthe amygdali
Lineage: Eukaryota; Fungi; Ascomycota; Sordariomycetes; Diaporthales; Diaporthaceae
Exons: 6
Coding region: 1-1491 (496 amino acids)
Molecular function (GO): monooxygenase activity; heme binding; oxidoreductase activity, acting on paired donors, with incorporation or reduction of molecular oxygen
Source: RefSeq, a predicted model, not a curated record